AUGCCCUCCCACAACCGCUGGACCACAGACUCAGACAUGCCACCCUCUGGAGCUGAACAGCCCCAGGACAGCCGCCCACAGCAGUCCCAGUCCCAGCCACAGUCACAAGCUCGGGCUCAAGCGUGGCAGCAGCAACUCGGGCAGGCGCACCAGCAAGCGCUCCAAGCGCAGCAGCUGGCCCAGCAACAGCAGCCGCGAGCCCAGCAGUAUCAGACCCAACCGCAGCAGGUGUUCCAGCAGCAGCACAUAUCACCACAGGCCACCGGCACCAGCUCGCGGUCGGCCGGCUCGUCGACCCUCGUGGCCCCGUCCAUCGUGGACGCGCCGCCGUCGUAUGCGCAGGCAUGGGCUGAUGACGGGGUACGCAUCGCCUUGCGCGAAGAGGCCCUCCGCCUCGCCACCAUGUCUGACAAGCUCAACCCCCGUCCGCGGCCGACAACGAGCUCUGGCGACAAGGACGAGCACCUUGCAGCCAUGACGGUUGGGUAUACGCCCGUGUCGUCGCCCGUCUCCGCCUCACCCCGUCCAUACCCCGUCUUGCCGCGUCUUCACCGCGACCACACCGGGUACCAGAGCAUCCCGGAACACGACCCCAAUGAUCCUCCCCGCCGGGACCCCCACUCCAACUUCUACUCCCGCUCCCGCUCCAGCUCCAGCUCCAACUCCGACUUCAACGCCCACUCCAACACCCGGUGCAAGCACCUCGUACCGACCCGCCGCGCGCCUUCGUCCAGCGGCUCCUCCGUCACCGAAGACGACGGCGAGCACGGCAACCACUGCGACGCGACCGACGCGCUGCAGUUCCUCGUCGCCGUGGCAUUCUUCCCCGUCACGCUCCUGUGGUUUGCCGUGUCGUCGAUCAACGACAAGGCCAAGCGUCGCCACAAGAAGAACAAGAAGGCGUCUUCGUCGUCGUCGUCGUCGUCAUCGUCCUCGCCGUCGUCUAAAGAAUGUGCGCCGCCGACCCAGAACCAGGACCAGGACCGCGAUUGA
Messenger RNA from Apiotrichum porosum, 993 nucleotides. RefSeq lists its product as uncharacterized. The coding region runs from base 1 to 993 and encodes 330 amino acids. The transcript is spliced from 4 exons. NCBI's taxonomy places the organism in Eukaryota, Fungi, Basidiomycota, Tremellomycetes, Trichosporonales, Trichosporonaceae. The record is from RefSeq and is a predicted model, not a curated record.